CUGGCUUGCGCGCUCUCUCUCUCUCUCUGCACCUGCAUGUAGACGGGGAGCCCUGAAUAGGAAGUGCAAGCCCCCCUCUGAGUACAGCGCUAACUCGGCGUUUCUUUGCCCUUCCCCUGUAACCAGAGCCGGCACUCAGUCGCUUGGGGCUGGUUUGGUCCCCAGAGCCUGGGUGGGGCCGCUCUCGGCUCACGUGGCCAAGAGAGAAAGAGGGCGCUACCACCGCCGCUGCCAGCGAGACAGGCGCUGUUGUUUUCAGUCCCUGGAACCGGGCUCUGGUCUUCUGGAGACGGGUUUGCUGAGGCAGCAGCAGGAGCGCUUUCCAGCUAGGGAGUCGCAAGUGGAGAGCAAAAAGUGUCUGAGGAGCCUGCAGGUGACCCAGAAGGGAGUGAGAGGGGCCAGCAGCUGGGAGGCGGCUUCACUUGUAGCUGGGCUGAGAACCCCAACUCCGCCGGGGCAUGGGAGCAAGUCAUUCCUUCACAAGAGUAGAAAAGUAAUUAAAAUUUGCAGAAUGAAAAAAUGGCAGAAGCGCUGCUGGCACCACCAGGACCAGACUGCUUCUUCCGCUUCACUCGGGAGUCCCUUGCAGCAAUUGAGCAGCGGAUUGCUGAAGAAAAGGCAAAACAGAGUGCUGAACAAGACCAAAAGGAAGAUGAGGAUGAUGAAAACAAACCAAAACCAAAUGACAACUUGGAGGCAGGGAAGCCGUUGCCCUUUAUUUAUGGAGACAUACCUCCAGGAAUGGUGUCUGAGCCCUUGGAGGACCUGGAUCCUUACUAUGCAAACAAAAAAACUUUUAUAGUAUUGAAUAAAGGGAAGACCAUCUUCAGAUUCAGUGCCACACCUGCCUUGUACACGUUAAGUCCUUUCAAUUCUCUUCGAAGAAUUUCUAUUAAGAUUUUGGUUCAUUCAUUAUUCAGCAUGUUUAUUAUGUGCACUAUUUUGACAAACUGUGUAUUCAUGACCUUGAGUGAACCCCCUUCCUGGGCAAAGCACGUAGAAUACACCUCCACUGGAAUUUAUACAUUUGAAUCCCUCGUUAAAAUUUUUGCAAGAGGCUUUUGUAUAGAUCGUUUUACUUUUCUUCGAGACCCCUGGAAUUGGCUUGAUUUCCUUGUCAUUACAUUUGCAUAUGUGACAGAGUUUGUGGACCUGGGCAAUGUCUCAGCGUUGAGAACAUUCAGAGUUCUCCGGGCAUUGAAAACUAUAUCAGUCAUUCCAGGCCUAAAAACUAUUGUGGGAGCCCUAAUUCAGUCAGUGAAGAAGCUCUCAGAUGUCAUGAUCCUGACGGUGUUCUGUCUGAGCGUGUUUGCACUAAUAGGGCUGCAGCUGUUCAUGGGCAACUUGAGGCAUAAGUGUGUUCUUUCACCCUUCAAUCAGUCUAACACAUACUUUGAUCAGUACUUCAAUGGAACAGAAUUAAACUGGACUGGCUACUUUGCAGUUCAAGAACACUUUUACACUUUAGAAGGUGAAAAGGAUCCCUUGCUUUGUGGUAAUGGUUCAGAUGCUGGUCAAUGCCCAGAAGGAUAUAUGUGCGUAAAAGCUGGUCGAAACCCCAACUACGGCUAUACGAGUUUUGAUACUUUCAGCUGGGCCUUUUUGUCACUCUUUCGGCUGAUGACUCAGGACUUUUGGGAAAAUCUUUAUAUGAUGACGCUGCGUGCUGCUGGCAAAACGUACAUGAUCUUUUUUGUCCUGGUGAUUUUCCUGGGCUCUUUCUACCUGAUCAACUUGAUCUUGGCUGUUGUUGCCAUGGCCUACGAAGAACAGAAUCAAGCUACUAUAGAAGAGGCAGAGCGGAAGGAGGCUGAAUUUCAGGAGAUGCUUGAGCAACUGAAAAAACAUCAAGAGGAAGCUCAGGCAAUAGCAGCAGCUGCUGCAGAGUACAGCAGCUUUAGGGAUGAAGGUGGGCUUGGAAGACUUUCUGAAACAUCUUCAGAACUGUCAAGACUGAGCUCCAAAAGUGCUAAAGAAAGAAGAAACAGGAGGAAGAAGAGGAGGCAGAGAGAGUUGUCUGUGGCAGAGGAUAAAAGGGAUGGCAAUUUUUUCCCAAAAUCUGAAUCAGAUGGCAGCAUCAAAAAGAAGGGCUUUCGAUUUUCUCUGGAAGGAAACAGACUCACGUAUGAAAAUAGGGUUGCUUCACCAUACCAGUCCAUGCUGCUUUCCACAAGGCGUAAUAGCAGAACCAGUUUUUCCAGCUUCAAAGGUCAGACUACUGAAGGGGGAUCAGAUGCCGAUAGUGAGCACAGCACAGUUGAAGACAAUGGAAGCCGUAAUGGUUCCUAUUUUGUUCUACGCAGACAUAGUGAACGGCGCAGCAGUAACAUUAGUCAGGCCAGUAGGUCAUCCAGGAUGUUGCCAGUGUUUCCAGCAAAUGGCAAGAUGCAGAGCAGCGUGGACUGCAAUGGGGUCGUUUCCUUGGUAGGAGGACCACCAGUACUCCUCUCACCUACUGGACAGCUUCUCCCAGAGGUGAUAAUAGAUAAAGCAACUACUGAUGACAGUAGCACUGCUUCUGAAAGAGAUAGCAAACAGAGGCGGUCAAGUUCUUUUCAGAUAUCGAUGGAUUUGCUGGAAGAUCCCACUAUAAGGCAAAGAGCAAUGAGUAUAGCAAGCAUCAUCACAAACACAAUGGAAGAACUUGAAGAAUCCAGGCAGAAAUGUCCACCAUGCUGGUACAAAUUCGCCCACGCUUAUUUGAUAUGGAACUGUUGUGAUACUUGGAUAAAAAUAAAGAAAUUUGUUCAUUUAAUUGUGAUGGAUCCAUUUGUUGAUCUUGCCAUUACUAUUUGCAUUGUUCUAAACACAGUGUUUAUGGCCAUGGAACAUUAUCCAAUAGAGGACUCAUUCAAAGUCCUUCUUAAAACUGGAAACCUGGUCUUCACUGGGAUCUUCACUGCAGAAAUGUUCCUAAAGAUAAUUGCCAUGGAUCCUUAUUACUAUUUCCAAGAAGGCUGGAAUAUUUUUGAUAGCUUCAUUGUCACCCUGAGUUUAGUAGAGCUGAGUCUUGAAGAUGUGGAAGGGUUGUCAGUCCUAAGAUCCUUCAGAUUGCUUCGAGUUUUCAAGCUGGCAAAAUCUUGGCCAACUCUGAAUAUGCUGAUAAAGAUUAUUGGGAAUUCAGUUGGAGCUUUAGGAAACUUGACCUUGGUGCUGGCCAUCAUUGUCUUCAUUUUUGCCGUGGUUGGUAUGCAGCUGUUUGGUAAUUAUUACAAGGAAUGCAAGUGCAAAAUCCAGGAAGACUGCUCAGAUCGUCUACGCUGGCACAUGAUUGAUUUCUUCCACUCCUUCUUGAUCGUGUUCCGAGUACUUUGUGGAGAAUGGAUACAGACUAUGUGGGACUGUAUGGAGGUUGCAGGUCAAAGCAUGUGCCUCCUUGUAUUCAUGCUGGUCAUGGUGAUUGGAAACCUAGUGGUUCUGAACCUCUUCCUGGCCUUAUUGUUGAGCUCUUUUAGUUCAGACAACCUUGCUGCUCCAGAAGAGGAAACUGACAUAAACAAUCUACAGAUUGCUGUAGCAAGAAUUCAGAGGGGAAUAGAUUAUGUAAAAAGGAAGUCAUAUGAAUUCAUUGAAUCCAUUUUGCAAAAAUGCAAGGUCCCCACUGUAAUAAAUGCAACUGAUGAACAAAGCAGGAGAGGUGGGUGUAUUCCCAACCAUACUAUAGCGGAAAUCAAUCCCGAUUAUCACAAAAGUAGAACGACAACAACGAUUUGUGUGGGCAGCAGUGAUCAUAUGUCAUUCAUUAACAACCCAAAUCUCACUGUAACUGUGCCAAUUGCUGUGGGAGAAUCUGAUUUUGAACAUGUAAAUACAGAGGAAAUUAGCAGUCUGUCUGAGGUUGAGGAAACUAAUGAGAAAUUAAAUACCUCCAGUUCCACUGAAGGUAGCACCAUUGAUAUUGUUCCACUGGGAGAAGAAGGAGCCGAAGAUUUAAUGGAAGAUACAUCAGAACCAAAGGAUUGUUUUACUGAAGGUUGUGUACGAAGAUUCCCUUGCUGUCAAGUCAGCACAGAAUCAGGGAUGGGCAAAAUCUGGUGGAACCUUCGCAGAACUUGCUUCCGAAUAGUUGAACACAACUGGUUUGAAAGCUUCAUUGUCUUCAUGAUCAUUCUCAGCAGUGGUGCUCUUGCUUUUGAAGAUGUAAAUAUAGAACGGCGCAGGACUAUCAAGACCAUCCUGGAGUAUGCUGACAAGGUCUUCACAUACAUCUUCAUUCUGGAAAUGCUGCUUAAAUGGUUGGCCUAUGGUUUUCAAGUCUAUUUCACCAAUGCCUGGUGUUGGUUGGAUUUUAUCAUUGUUGAUGUUUCCUUAAUCAGUUUAAUAGCCAGUGCCUUGGAUUAUUCUGAACUUGGUCCUAUUAAAACACUUCGGACACUGAGAGCCUUGAGACCUCUAAGAGCCUUAUCACGAUUUGAAGGAAUGAAGGUGGUUGUGAAUGCCCUUGUAGGGGCCAUACCAUCUAUUAUGAAUGUGCUUCUCGUUUGUCUUAUAUUCUGGCUAAUUUUCAGCAUCAUGGGCGUAAACCUGUUUGCAGGCACAUUCUACUAUUGUCGUAAUGAGACGAGUCAAGAGCCGUUUCCAAUAACCCAUGUUAAGAAUUAUAGUGAAUGUUGUUGUAUGCCAAAUGCAAGUUGGGUAAAUGUGAAAGUAAACUAUGAUAAUGUUGGAGCUGGAUAUCUUUCUCUACUACAAGUUGCCACCUUUAAAGGAUGGAUGGAAAUCAUGUAUGCUGCUGUCGAUUCAAAAGGCGUGGGAAAUCAGCCCGACUUUGAGGCUAACAAGUACAUGUAUCUCUACUUUGUCAUCUUCAUCAUAUUUGGUUCCUUCUUCACCUUGAACCUUUUUAUUGGUGUUAUCAUUGAUAAUUUCAACCAACAAAAAAAGAAGUUAGGAGGUCAAGACAUCUUCAUGACAGAAGAACAAAAGAAAUAUUACAAUGCAAUGAAAAAGCUGGGGUCCAAGAAACCACAGAAACCUAUACCCAGGCCAGCAAAUAAAUUCCAAGGCUUUAUUUUUGAUUUUGUAACCAGGCAAGCCUUUGACAUUGGCAUCAUGAUUCUUAUCUGCCUGAAUAUGGUCACCAUGAUGGUAGAAACAGAUGAGCAGGAUGAGUCUGUGACAAACAUUUUGUACUGGAUUAACAUGAUUUUCAUUGUCCUUUUCACUGGGGAGUUCAUCUUGAAACUGAUCGCACUUCGUUAUUAUUAUUUCACGAUUGGUUGGAAUAUAUUUGAUUUUGUGGUUGUCAUUCUCUCCAUUAUAGGUAUGUGCUUGGCAAACAUCAUUGCAAAGUAUUUUGUGUCCCCCACCUUGUUCCGCGUUAUCCGACUUGCCAGGAUAGGUCGAAUCCUGCGUCUAAUCAAGGGUGCAAAAGGGAUACGCACUCUGCUCUUUGCCUUGAUGAUGUCUCUUCCCGCCUUGUUUAACAUUGGCCUCCUCCUUUUCCUGGUCAUGUUCAUCUAUGCUAUCUUUGGAAUGUCCAAAUUUGCCUAUGUCAAAAAGCAAGCUGGUAUUGAUGACAUGUUCAAUUUUGAAACUUUUGGCAACAGCAUGCUCUGCCUCUUCAUGAUCACCACUUCUGCCGGCUGGGAUGGCUUAUUAUUACCCAUUCUUAACACUGACUCUCCAGACUGUGACCCUAACUUAGACCAUCCAGGAAGUUCAGUCAAAGGCGACUGUGGCAACCCUCCUGUUGGGAUUUUCUUUUUUGUCAGCUACAUUAUCAUAUCAUUUCUAGUUGUAGUCAAUAUGUACAUUGCUGUUAUUCUGGAGAACUUCAGUGUUGCCACAGAAGAAAGUGCUGAGCCUUUAGGUGAAGAUGAUUUUGAGAUGUUCUAUGAGGUUUGGGAAAAGUUUGAUCCAGAUGCAACCCAGUUUAUUGAGUUUAGUAAACUCUUUGAAUUUGCUGCUUCACUGGAUCCUCCUCUUUUAAUACCAAAACCAAACAAAAUUCAGCUUAUUGCAAUGGAUCUGCCCAUGGUCAGCGGUGACAGAAUCCACUGCCUGGACAUCUUGUUUGCUUUCACAAAACGUGUUCUGGGUGAAAGUGAUGAAAUGGAUGCCCUUCGAGUUCAAAUGGAAGAUCGGUUUAUGGCAGCCAAUCCUUCAAAAGUCUCCUAUGAACCAAUUUCAACCACACUGAAACGGAAACUCGAAGAAGAGUCUGCUAAAAUUAUUCAGCGAGCCUUCAGACGGUACCACUUAAAGAAAACAGUACACAAAGCUUCAUUCAUAUUUGCAGAAGAUGAAGAUAACUUUCCUGUUAAAAAUGAAAUGAUUAUUGACAAAUUAAGUUUGAACUCAGCUGUGGAAAAGACAGAUAGGAGCUCCUCCACAACUUCGCCCCCUUCGUACGACAGUGUAACAAAGCCAGAUAAAUAUGAACAAGAAAAGUCAGAAAAAGAAGAAAAGGACAAAGAUGUCAGGGACAGUAAAAAAUAAAGAGAAACAAGUGAUUCUCUCUACAACAGACUUACAGCAUAUGGAAGUAACACUGAUACCAAAAGGGAUUCCUGUUGGAAAUUUAUGCCAAACUGACCAUUUCUACAAGAAUCUAACAUAAUAUAUACAUGCUCCUAAGGCCAGCAUUGAACACGAGGCAAUGGUCAUCUUACUGCUCACUUGGUAAUAAGGUAACAAGACUAUGAAGGCAGCCCUGCUCUUCUUACCAGCUGGCAUCAGUGAAGAAGGGUGCACAAAAUGGCUACAGACUGUCAGAAAUGCAUCAGUAAUUGUGUGUGUGUUACAACCCACUACCUGCAGUAAUGGUAUCCCACUGUGUCCUGUUUUACAGAUUUCUUUUGGUGCGGUCAUAUUUCAGAUCAUGAUUAUCCUGAGAAAGGAGCCAAGUGCUCUUUCCUCAGAUAUUUGUUUACAUUUAUUUAUAUUUCUUUCUUAGUCUUUAUAUAAAUGUUGUAAUACUUAUUCAUUGUGGGCUUGCCCCACUACAAACAUAUAAUGGGAAAUCCUGGUUCUGUUUCAGAAUGAGAGAUUUCUAAAGAGGCCUGCCAGGGAGGUGGAACAGACAGACAGCGCAAGGAUGCUUCUUGGGAUGUCCAUGUGCCAGCUGCAUCCCGAGUGACUUUGUGGAAACAUGCAAGAGUGAACUUGCCAGGUUCUAUUGAGAUGUGAGGUUAACACAUUUACUGGGGUUGCAUGGAUUGGGUUUCAUGCUUAAAUAAAACAGCACUUUCUGUACAUGUACAGAAAGAUACAUUUGUCAGAACAUGCCCCCCCCCAGCCCAAAAAUGUCCCUCUUAACAACAGAUAACUGCCGCAGAUAAGCUUAUUAAAACAAAUAACAUGGCAUUUUUCACACAGCAGGCUUUACUGUGAGUUCAGAGUUGCCCAAACAAACUGACACAAUUGGUUUUCUACCCUAAAGAUAUGAAUCGGGCUACACUCUAACAUGCAAUGAAAAACUCAAAUUGUGUGUGACAUGCUCCCUGAUAGCUCGCAGGGACUUGGGGGUAAAUCUGGCCAAUAUGUGAACACAAGACCUCCCUUCCGGAGAAGAUGCAAGCUAAAAGCCCUGUGUGAAAAAUGCCCUUGCAGAUUUUGUGCUGGACCACUUUCAUUAACCCUGAAAUGUUCUCAAGCAAGGGAGUGGAUUGAAACACAGUUAAGGGUGUGAGGAGAAGCCUGGCUCCCGGUCAGGAUCCAGUGAAAAGAGAAAGCACGGUGCACUCUCCAUGAUAAGAUGCACAGCCCCCAACAUAAGUAAUUGGAAUGAAGAGGAAGUGGAGUGCAGGGUAGGACAAAAACCCAGUGUUGGCCUGGCUGAAGAGGAGACAGUAGAAGCUGCAGUGGCUAGUGAAGUGAUCCACUACGUGGAACCACCAGCCUCCAUUAUGGGGCAUUGGAGCAGAAAGGGAAUUCCUGUCCGUAUUCAUACACAUGGGGAGGCAAGGGCCACUGGAACCAGCACCAUGAAAGUGGUGGACUUCCACAGUGAACCUCAAAGAGGUUCAGAAGGGUGAGAUGGAAGCUUUCCUUAGAAAUCUAAGCAGCAUUCUGGCACUUUUCCACCUAUUAGCUGUGUAGAUCCUCGUGGAACUUUCUCUCUCCAAAAUUGGGUGGGGUCCAAGAAUUUUACUAGAGUGGAGGGCACCUUUUUCAUGGUUUGGCAAUUCCUCCUUCCUCCAGUCCCUCAAGCUCUAUGGGUUUCAGCUUGGGCUGGUAUACACUUACAUAUUCACACACAUAUACCAUAGAGGAAGAGUGUAUUCCGAGGUGAUAGUUUACUACUAGAGUCAAAUAUCUAAUCUGGGAUACCUGUGAAAUGUGGUACAUAACAAUGCAAAAGACACUUGGACGUUAUAUUCCCAAAUGUUUCCCCGCAUAUAUUCUCCCAUAAGGGGAAGGAACGAUAUUAUGUCUGAAUCAACCCAGAAUACAUAUACACAUACUAAAGUAUGGUACUGUAUAUGCUCUCUUUGACAUGCAGUGUACAGGUUUACAGAAGCUCUCCAAGGACAGGAGAGAGAGAAAAUAGAGAAAGUCACUUGCAUCCCAAUGCAUGUUAAGAUAAGGCUCUUCCAUCUUAUGCCUGAUGAAGAUUUUGAAAAUAUUUUAUCAAGGAAUAAGAUAGAAGUAUCUUUAGAAUAGCACUGCCAAAAGAGCUGAACCUUUCCUACAGGAGUGUUAUUUCUAUUAAAUUGUUUCCUUCAGCCAGGGAGAUUCUGUUUCCUUUUCUGUUUUUCCCCUGGUUUGUGGUGCUGCUCCCUUUUUUGCCUAAAGGUUUAGAGGGGGCCCCAUCUCCAAAAGAUAACACACACACACACACAUGGUUGGCCUGUUUAUUAUGGGAUAUGCCAUUUCCACUUAUUAAACAAUAAUACAUUUAGGAUUUUUUAAAAGUACAGAGAUACUACUUGGGCUCACAAGAGGGUAUGUCGUAAUUUAGCAGAGUGUAACUGUGCCUGCUUCCCAAAUUUUCUUUACCCAGUAACAGUUUCUGAAAUCAGAUUAAGCCAUAACAAAUACCAUCCGUAACAUAAUUUCAUUCUGCAAGUCAAACUUGUAAGGAAAUAAGUAUGUUGAUACCUAUUCCUUUUCAUGAGUUAUUGGUCCAAAAUGGCAUGCUCUCUCUAUUUAAAAGCAAACCAACAUGGUGGAUAGUGACAAAGCAUGGCUGGGAGCCUGCUUUCAAAAUGGUACUUAAUAUUCACACAGUCCAGAUAGCUUUUUAAAUAUGUUUCUUAUAUAUUCUUGUUUAAAAUUCUUUAUUUGGCAAGUGAAACGGGUGGUGUGGGGGAAGAAUCCUUUGGCACCUUAAAGACUAACAGGUUUGAGUAAAAUGUUUAAGAGGCCACAGUACUCUUUUAUAAGUGGGUGUUCUUAACAGAUUAAAAUAAAUUCCCUCUGGAAUUUGGCAAGUUCAUUUCCCCCAGUUCUCUCUUGUGUACAGAUAAGAGUUUUGCAUGAAGGCAUGCUCUACUUUAUAGCUCAUGCAUGGAAAAACGUAGGAAGUAACAAAGAACAGCAAAGUCAUAAUUGUUCAGGAUGGUAUAAGGUAUAUUAGCUAUUCAUGCUGCUAUGAAACACCAGGAGAAAGUGUCGUGCAGCUAUAAACUUUGCAAUGAAUAUGUAAACUUAAGAGCAGUGGAUUGGAUUAUUGCUUGUUUUGUGAACCGUUGCAUUUUAACCAGUGUGUUCCACAAUCCAUCCAUUGAAGUGGACCAGCUGACAGUUUUAUUCUUGCCUUAUGUAGCAAAAAUAAACCUCAUCUUGGGGCAAGCCAUUGCUUUAACAUACUAAGCCUUGCUAACCAAAUAUUUAGACCCUCCACAAUAUGAAAGGGUAGGCAGGGAGCACAAACCAAAAGGAAGAUUUGGUCCCAACUGUUCUGACAUAUAUAGUGGAGGGAAUGAUGUAUGGAAGAUUCAUGUAUGUUGCUACUUAGCUUUCUUCUGAAGUAACAUUUAUCCAUAGUCGUCUCUCUGCAAAACUGGCACUAUGUGUAUCAAUAAUUGCCCUUGUGAGUAAAUAUUUGGAUUGAAAAGUAGCAUUUUUGUGUGCAAAGAAAUAAUUACCUGAGCAGAGGCAGCAUUGGGGUUUGUUUGUUUGUUUGUUUUUUAAAAAAUGUGAGUCUUCUGUUUAGUAUGCAAGCUUGCAACAGAUCAUAAUGUUCUAUUUUAGAUCAUCAUACACUGAAUAAUAAAGCAAGGGCUGUGUGUAUUCUCUGUGUGUCUAUGGGUUUGCAGUGGGACUGUCCAGUCUGAUACUGGAGUGAAAAAACAGGCAUUCUAAUAAACCUCAGCUUUCUCUCUCCUUUUUAAACAAUUAAGGUUCUGGUUCACUGGGCUGUUUGUCAAAAAAAGCUAAGUGAUGAGUGUGGUCAGAGGGUGGAGCUUCAGUGCCUUACAUCACUCUCUUUAACAUAUUAUUUCUAGUAAUUAGGGUUGCAACAUUUAAUAGGAUAGGUUAAUCAAUUUAAAAAUCAUUUCAAUCAACUAAAGAGUCCUCCCAAUUAAUUAAGUAGUAGAUUUUAAAAAACCAGCUAGUUAUUGAAAUUGCCAGUGGCAAGUGCCAUCCUAGAAGAAUGGUUACACAUUCUUCUAGGUUACACAUGCUGCAAAACAUGCAGACAUCAUCUAAAGAUAUGCAUUUUUUGCUUGAACUACUGUUUUUUAAACAUAUUUCAAGGACUAAAACAUAUGAUAAAUACAGAAAGACUUCUUUAAUGGGUGGCAGCCCAACCUGUAUCAGCCAGCUUGCCUUGCCAUCCCCUUUCCCACCAUGCCUCCUGUCAGCCACGUCUCCCCCUCUCCCCUGAGAAAAUCCAUAUCUUAUUUGAAAACGUAGGGCCAGUUCACACAAUUAAAAUUAUGGGCUGGUACUCAAAACCUGGGUAACUGGGAAUUAGGAGAUUCACAAAGCUGUGUGUGUUACUGAUUUCAUCAUACGAACCCAAAAUUUUGCAGGAAUGUCACUACACCAAGCCAAAAUUUAACUAGGAUAAGUAAUCUAGGAUAUGAUCUAAGGUUGCCCAUACUGGGUAACUAUUGCCAAAAAUGCCUGGGUUCUUACAACUGGGAAUUGGGAAUGUAUAUGGCUCAUGGAUCUCCUGAUUUCUGGUCAACCAUCCUUUUGUGGCUUGUGAGAACCUGCCGAAUAUCAAUUAAAUAUUAAAUCCUAGAUUCGCACAGAAUGUUUUCCCAAUUUCUCGUUGUGUGAACCCAGACAUUUUUUGUGAUGGUGGGAUAGACAUGUUGUUAUUGAUGUCAGUUAAAUGUCAGGUUGACACAGUGGCAACUCAAUAUUGCUGAAAAUUUUCAGGUUCACACGACCAGAAAUCAAGAGUGCACAUGCCACACAAAUCUAAGAUUUAACUGACAUUGUCCUAAUCAUGUGAAGUGGCCCAUGGUUUUCAGAAGGAGAAAAAAUAAUAAUUAUAUAUAUAUAUAUAUAUAUAUAUACACAUACACACACACACACACACACACACACACACACACACACACACACACACAAUGUUCAUCAUGUUCCAUAAUUUAUUCUGGGUACAAAGGGCUUGUGUUUUGUUUAGAGCAGCAUCUAGAUUUGCUAGUAUAGAAUACAUACAGCCCUGCGUAGGCCUAUCUUGUUCUGACAUACCUUCCAGUGGUGUAAGAUACAAAGCUGAAUGUCAGUGGCAGGAAAAAGAAUUGUUAUGUACAGAAGUUUGGUUUAUGUUUGCAACAACCUAAUGCUGCUUUUAACAAGUGUCAUGUUUAAUGACUGGUGCAAGACCAUUGCUCUCAAGAUGUGCUGUAAAUGUCUUAAUUUGUUUACAAAUAUGAAUUUAUAAAACUUUUAUAAAAAGCACAUUUAUGUUGUUUUACAAACCCUUAUGUUAUCAGUUUCCAUAAUAAGAAUUGUUUGUGUUUUUAUUUAAAUUUAGUUAUACCAGCACAAUACACUGUAAUAUACUUGGGGGAAAUCAGUUGCAGUUGCAGACAUGUUGGGGUUUUCUUCUCUGCUUAUUGUGCUUUCAGUGAGAAAUGCAAGAGAGAAGAGUGAACAAAUUUGAAUAUGAAGUAAUUUCAGAUACAAGGGGGCCACAUACUACUUGCUUGUGAAUGGAUUGAUCUUCAAAAGUGACAAAAAGAAUGAAUAACCUCUAUCUCCUUCCUUUGCUUGCAUCUGACAUUUUAGUCUAAUAAUUAAUGGACUAUAUCUUUUGCAGUAUUUUUAAACAGAUACUUAUUCUUGAUCCAUGCUGCAUAAGAGCUAUCUUAAACAUAACAUGGGGCCCACAGUCUGUCAUUGUUUUUCAUCCUUCUGCAAAAACAAAAUAGUAAACCUUCAAAACCAAUCAUAUAUGACAUUUGUUUGUUUCUUACAGAGUGGAAAAGUAAACUUAUUCUUUUACUUUGGCUAUUGACUAGUAAUAUAUAUAUUGAUUAAUUGCAUGUAGAAGAAUAUUUUAGCAUAAAGAACUAUAAACUACAUUACUAACAAGCCAAAAGAAUAAAGGUAAUAAUUUUUAUCAUA
Messenger RNA from Hemicordylus capensis (graceful crag lizard), 12477 nucleotides. Its product is annotated as sodium channel protein type 2 subunit alpha-like. Gene Ontology annotation, molecular function: voltage-gated sodium channel activity. Gene Ontology annotation, biological process: sodium ion transmembrane transport; membrane depolarization during action potential; neuronal action potential. The transcript has 27 exons. Gene Ontology annotation, cellular component: axon; voltage-gated sodium channel complex; plasma membrane. The coding region runs from base 520 to 6441 and encodes 1973 amino acids. Lineage: Eukaryota; Metazoa; Chordata; Lepidosauria; Squamata; Cordylidae. The record is from RefSeq and is a predicted model, not a curated record.